AUGGCAUCGUCUCCCAAGUCUAUUCCGCUCACUCCCGAGCAGGAGCGGCAGGUUCAGGCGCUUGCGAGGUCAAUGUCGACCUCAGAAUCUUCGCUUCACUUCGCAUCGCUGGCUCCCGUAGAGAGUCUCGACACUGUUGUUCAACCCGAAAAGUACAUCAACCCCUUCAAGGGUUCAGACGGCGACGAACUGCUCGAUCCCCACUCCGAGAAAUUCGACAUCAAUGCAUGGGUUAGGUCUUACAUGCAGAUUCUCUCGCGCGACCCAGAAAAUUUUCCAUUUCGUACUGCUGGUGUCUCCUUCCGCAACUUGAACGCUCGUGGCACCGGUCUGCCCACCGAUUUCCAGAAGACCGUAAGCAACAUUUGGGUUGGAGCAUAUGCCACGGCCAAAAGAUGGGUUGGUCUGGGAACAGGAGCGCGCGAUAUUCAUAUUCUGAGGGAUUUCGAUGGAUUGGUCAGAUCAGGAGAACUGCUUGUGGUUUUGGGAAGACCCGGAAGUGGUUGCUCAACGUUCCUUAAAACCAUCGCCGGCCAAACUCACGGCUUCACCGUCGACGUUCAUUCAGACAUCCAGUACCAAGGCAUCUCUAGGGAGGUUAUGCACAAAGAUUUUCGAGGCGAAGUGAUAUAUAACGCGGAAACCGAUGUUCACUUCCCGCAUUUGACGGUCGGACAAACCCUUCUCUUUGCUGCCAAGGCCCGAGUCCCUCGAACGAGGGUUGACGAUGUUUCACGCGAUGCCUAUGCGACCCAUAUCCGUGAUUUGGUCAUGGCCGUGUUUGGUCUCAACCAUACGAUGCAUACAAAGGUGGGCAAUGACUUUGUUCGUGGCGUCAGUGGAGGGGAGCGGAAGCGCGUCAGCAUCUCAGAGACGACAUUAAGCGCUGCGCCACUUCAAUGUUGGGACAACAGCACACGCGGCCUCGAUAGCGCGACUGCGCUUGACUUUAUUCGGACUCUCCGCCUUUCGACUCAGUUCACUGGCUCUGCAGCUCUUGUAGCCAUCUAUCAAGCUUCCCAAAACGCUUUCGAUCUCUUUGACAAGGCCACCGUGCUAUAUGAAGGCCGACAGAUCUACUUUGGUCCCACUGAGACCGCCCGCGAGUUUUGGACCUCACGAGGUUUUGUGUGUGCAUCACGACAGACCACGGGCGACUUCCUUACAUCGUUAACCAACCCUGCUGAACGAAUUGUUGCUCCGGGAUGGGAGAAUCGUGUUCCUCGUACUGCAGACGAAUUUGCCAGGGUAUGGAGAAGCAGUGCCGAGUACCGGGCCUUGGUUGCCGAUAUCGAAGCCUACAAUAACGAAUACCCGCUCGAUGGGGAUGCUUUGAAGAGCUUCAGAGCUUCAAGAAGACGGCAACAGUCCAAAUCAAUUCCCGCAUCGUCGCCAUAUACGAUCUCCGUCCGCCGCCAAAUUUCUCUUUGCAUGGAACGUGGUUGGCAGAGAUUGAGGGGUGAUUUGAGCACAUUUUUUACAACAGUUUUCGGGACUUUUAUCCUAUCGCUUGUCAUCUCCAGCGUGUUUUACAACAUGCCUGACACAACAGGCAGCUUUUACAGCAGAGGGGCUUUGCUAUUCUUUGCCAUUCUUCUCAACGCCUUUUCAAGCGUGCUCGAAAUUUUCACCCUAUACGCUCAGCGUCCGAUUGUUGAGAAACACAACUCAUAUGCACUUUAUCAUCCUUUUGCCGAAGCCAUUUCAUCAAUGAUUUGCGACCUUCCUUCAAAACUUUUGACUGCAACGCUCGUUAACCUCGCGCUCUAUUUCAUGAGCAAUCUACGCAGGGAACCGGGCGCUUUCUUUAUCUUCUACCUGUUCUCCAUCACAACCCAGCUUGUCAUGUCAAUGGUCUUCCGAACUAUUGCUUCCAUUUCCAGGACGCUCAUCCAGGCACUUACUCCAGCAUCGGUCCUCGUUUUGGGUCUUGUGAUGUACACAGGCUUCACCGUACCUGUAAGGGAUAUGGUCCCGUGGUUCCGAUGGGUAAACUAUCUUAACCCUGUUGGCUAUGGAUUCGAGUCCAUCAUGCUCAAUGAAUUCGUCGGUCGCAGUUAUUCGUGCACUAUGUUCAUUCCCGCCGGACCUGCAUACGCCAAUGCCACUGCUACGAACCAAAUUUGCGGCACCGCCGGCGCCAAGCCGGGAAACAACUUUGUUCUCGGUGAAGACUACCUCCAAACGUCCUUCAGUUACGUUCAUAGCCAUCUGUGGCGCAAUUUCGGCAUUCUACUUGCAUAUAUGAUCGUGUUCUGUGCCAUACAUCUCAUUGCAACGGAAUAUAUUUCGGCAGCCAAAUCGAAAGGCGAAGUCCUCGUAUUCGCUCGCAGUCAUGUGUCAGACAAGCAGCAGCCCUCCGAUUUGGAAAGUGCGCCGCCGAUGGAAAAGACUGGGCCCAUUGGUGAUAAUGCUACUGCGCCAAAGAUACCGAAGCAAACUAAGGUAUUCAUGUGGAAGGACGUUUGCUAUGAUAUCAAGCUCAAGGACAAGUCCGAUCGGCGACUACUAGACCAUGUCGAUGGCUGGGUGAAGCCUGGGACUCUGACUGCACUUAUGGGCGUUUCGGGCGCUGGAAAAACCACGCUCCUGGAUGUACUGGCGACUCGAACGACAAUGGGUGUUGUCACGGGGGAAAUGUUAGUUAAUGGACGCCCUCGUGACCAGUCGUUCCAGCGCAAGACAGGUUAUGUCCAACAACAGGAUCUCCACCUUGCCACUUCAACCGUACGAGAGUCACUUGAAUUCAGCGCCCUCCUUCGCCAGCACAAGUCGAUUCCGAAGGCGGAGAAACUUGCUUAUGUCGAUGAGGUUUUGGCGCUCCUUGACAUGGAAUCGUAUGCGGAGGCAAUCGUCGGUGUACCUGGAGAGGGUCUCAAUGUCGAGCAACGCAAGCGGCUGACGAUCGCGGUUGAACUGGUCGCCAAACCUGAGCUCCUGGUUUUCUUUGAUGAGCCCACCAGCGGACUGGACUCGCAAACGGCCUGGUCUAUCUGUCAGCUGAUGCGCAAAUUGGCCAACCACGGGCAGGCCAUUCUCUCGACUAUCCAUCAACCUAGCGCUAUCUUGAUGCAAGAGUUUGACCGCUUGCUAUUCUUGGCCCCCGGCGGCAAGACUGUGUACUUCGGCGAGAUUGGCGAAAACUCGAAAACUCUCACCAGCUACUUUGAGAAAUAUGGUGCUUCGCCGUGUCCCCCACAGGCCAAUCCUGCGGAAUGGAUUCUUCAAGUUAUCGGUGCUGCUCGUGGUCAUAAAUCUAUCCAGGACUGGCCCGAGGUCUGGAAGGCUAGCGAGGAACGUGUGGCCAUCCGCACCGAAUUCAAUUCCAUGGUUGCGGAGUUAUCGCGUAGUCCUGAUUCAAACGAAUCCUCCACUGGCUUUGAAGCGUUUGCAGUACCAUUAUCCACACAAAUCUGGUACUGCUUCGAGCGUGUGUGGGUGCAGUAUUGGCGGACACCAUCGUACAUCUAUUCCAAGCUCGCGCUUGUCGGCUCUUGCUCUCUGUUCAUCGGAUUCACGUUCUACAAGGCGCACACCAACCUGCAAGGACUUCAAAACCAACUCUUUUCUAUCUUCAUGCUGCUGAUUUUGUUUGCGAACCUGGCCCAGCAAAUAAUGCCAUUGUUCGUCGCUCAACGAGAACUCUAUGAAGCCCGCGAACGGGCUGCGAAGGCCUAUUCUUGGAAGGCAUUCCUUGUAUCCCAGAUUCUUGUCGAGAUCCCCUGGCAGGUUGUCGCUGCCGUCAUAAUUUUUGUCUCAUUCUACUACCCCAUCGGGCUGUACCGCAACGCUCAAGCAGCGCACCAAAUGGUGGAGCGUGGCGGACUGAUGUUCAUCUACAUACUGCAAUUCAUGCUCUUCACGUCAACUUUCAGUCAAAUGGUCAUAGCCGGGAUCGAAAACUCUGAAAUGGCUGCGAAUGUCGCGACGCUGCUAUUUGCGUUGACGCUCCUGUUUUCUGGGAUUCUAGCCCCGCCGAGCACGCUAGGGUGGUGGAAAUGGAUGUACCGCGUUUCACCGUUCACCUAUCUCGUUGGCGGUAUGCUGUCCACGGGUGUGGCCAACACACAAGUCACGUGCUCGGAUAUUGAGCUGCUUGUGGUUGACCCGUUCGCGGGUCAAACUUGCGCUGAAUAUUUCCGGCCCUACAUGCAGCUCGCUGGUGGUAGUCUGUGGAACCCCACUGCCUUGGCCGGAUGCCAGUUCUGCGCGAUUUCGGAUACGAACGUGUUCCUUGCAGCCACCGAGAUCAGUUACUCCCAAAGGUGGCGCAACAUGGGCCUUUUCUGGGUUUAUAUCGCGUUUAAUGCGGUGAUGGCCGUUUUCCUCUAUUGGCUUCUUCGCGUGCCAAAGGAGCGGCGUAGGAAGGAGAGUCAGCUACAAAUCAAAGGCAAGGAGAAAGACAGAAGACCAUGA
Mycena indigotica is the source of this 4416-nucleotide messenger RNA. RefSeq lists its product as uncharacterized. Lineage: Eukaryota; Fungi; Basidiomycota; Agaricomycetes; Agaricales; Mycenaceae. Gene Ontology annotation, biological process: transmembrane transport. The transcript has 25 exons. The coding region runs from base 1 to 4416 and encodes 1471 amino acids. The record is from RefSeq and is a predicted model, not a curated record. Gene Ontology annotation, molecular function: ATP hydrolysis activity; ABC-type transporter activity; ATP binding. Gene Ontology annotation, cellular component: membrane.